Molecule: messenger RNA, 1366 nt
Organism: Austrofundulus limnaeus
Lineage: Eukaryota; Metazoa; Chordata; Actinopteri; Cyprinodontiformes; Rivulidae
Product: beta-2-glycoprotein 1
Exons: 8
Coding region: 93-1187 (364 amino acids)
Source: RefSeq, a predicted model, not a curated record
CCUUGCUGUCCCAUCAGCUGGUGGCUCUAAUCCAGCUGCUCCCUCCCCACCCAGAAACAAGAGGACACCGAGGGGACAUCACUCCAGAGAAGAUGGCUCCAGCUUUGGGCUGGCUUUUUCUCGGCCUUUCAGUUUUAUCCACGACUGUGACGUCUGCAAAAGUUUGUGGCCGGCCUCCCGUCCCCGAUGGAGUUGACGCUUCAUCUUUGAAACGAGUGUUUGAGGUCGGAGAAGAGGUGUCCCUCUCCUGUGGACAGGGCUUUGUGACCUCAGCAGCCACGUCUUCCAGAAUAACCUGCACGGCUACGGGAGAAUGGACCGAGUCCAAUCUGGCAUGUGCCCCCAAGAUGUGCCCAAUUCCCAAAUCUCUACAGCCAUUUGCAUUGGGGAGAACAGAGGCUCCAUUUCGAAGUGUCUUAAACUACACAUGUGAUGACGGGUAUGUCCUUCUAGGAGCCAAUGAAAGCCGAUGUUUGCACAACGGCACCUGGAGUCAUUUACCUCCUCUCUGCAAAGCUGUUACAUGUCCCCUCCCAAAGCCACCCAGAGAGGGUAGAGUUAUCCCUGAUAGAGCAGUAACAGGAACUACAACCAUCUAUGGACAAGGCUGGACGUAUGAGUGCAAUCCACCGAAAGCACCGAGUUUUGAGAGAGGGUCCUGCAAGGCUGACGGAACCGCAACCGAACCACCGAUCUGUCAAGAGGUGAGCUGCUCCAUCCCAACCAACAUACCAAAUGGUGUCAUCACAUUUGCUGUGAUGAGACAACACGGAUACAAGGAGAAGGUUAAGUACGCCUGCAAUGAGCACUACACUCUGGAAGGUGACGCAGAGAUCCAGUGCCAGAACACAGGAAACUGGUCAUCAAAGCCCAUCUGCAGGGCUCCCUGCACAGUUGGCAUCAAACGAGGCCGCAUCUUCUACAAUACCAAGAAGAUCUGGAUCGAGGACCUGAAACCAAACAGAGUCCUCCACGGAGAGCAUGUUGUCUUCUACUGUAAGAAUGAAGCUGAGAAGUGUGGCUACCCUGUGGCCAGCACCUGCAACGAUGGAAACCUCCCUCUCCCAGAAUGCUUUGUGGAACCAGGUAAAGUAGAGUACAACCUCAAGGCUAAAAGUCUUCCAUCCGAGAUCAGAAUGUGUGCUGCAUCGACUGCGAGGCCAACAAGCUCUGCAAGACUUUCAUAAUCAACUUAAUCAUGUCAUUUGCUGUCAUUUGUCUGAGAUUUGUCAGUUUCAACAGACAAUAAAAUGACAAAAAAGUAUGUUAUGUGUCAUAUUUUAAACACAAUCUAAACACAUCUGUAAUCUGUGACAAUAACAUAAGAAAUUAUGGAAUAAAAGGGAUUUAUUUGUGGUAAAAAUAA